Messenger RNA from Pygoscelis adeliae (Adelie penguin), 1593 nucleotides. Its product is annotated as syntaxin-binding protein 4-like. NCBI's taxonomy places the organism in Eukaryota, Metazoa, Chordata, Aves, Sphenisciformes, Spheniscidae. The coding region runs from base 1 to 1593 and encodes 530 amino acids. The transcript has 16 exons. Gene Ontology annotation, molecular function: protein binding. The record is from RefSeq and is a predicted model, not a curated record.
AUGCCCACCGUCUCUGUCCUUUACAAGGGAGCCAUCAUCAUCAGCAGGACGCUCAUGGGACCAUACGGGAUGGAUCGAACCGUGCACUGCUUUGAUUUCCACGACUGUGCAAAUGGGCUGGGUAUUAAGGUAAUUGGUGGCAUCAAGGAACUCACCGGAGAAGAAUAUGGAGUUUAUGUCAAGAGGAUCCUUCCAGGGGGUGUUGCUUACGCGGACGGGCGCCUGCAGCCAGGUGACCAGAUCCUGGAAGUCAAUGGAGAUUCCUUAAUUGGGGUUACAAGCGAGAGGGCUGUGGACAUCCUGAGGACGGCGUCAGCCACCAGCCACAUGCGCCUUCUUAUAACCCGCGAUGACGACGCCAGGAGAGAGUUCUCUGAGCUGCUGGAGAAGUUCGGCUCCCAGAGCAAUACAGGCUCAGCGCGGAGCUCACCGAUCCUGCACGGCGGCAGUCGAUACCUGGAAAGUACAUCCUCAGGCUCCUCCUCGUGCUCUCAGAGCCCGCUGCUGCUGAGCCCCGCCAAUUCCCACGGACCCUUCAUCGGAAACCCGGCACACCCCCCUCACGCACACUACUCCAUUGAAUCAGGAAUCCAGAGCAUUUCUAUAGCAAAAUCCUCCGGCUUAGGGCUGACAAUCAGUGGUGGAUCUAACAGGCCUGAUGGCCCCAUGAUUUAUGUUCAAGAGCUUAUGCCAGAUGGUGACUGUUACAAGGAUGGUCGGCUCCGACCUGGUGACCAACUAAUCGCUAUCAAUAAAGAUUCUUUGGUGGGCAGCACACAUGAAGAGGCCAGAAAAAUAAUUGCAAAAGCCAAAUUCAGAAUAGACAUGAAAAUCAUUUUCCUGUGCCUUCUUUGUCACCGGACAUUUGCCCACCAGAGCUUACUGUCUCAGGUUCUGCAGUAUCUUGGUCUGGAUGUGACUGAGGAGAAGAAGAGGCAGUUACGGCAAAGCCUGACCACAGACUCACAGGGGACAGUGGCCUACGGAGAUCUUCUCCAAGCACUCAGGGAUCUGAUGCAGGAGGAGCUGGACAAGGCUAGUCUGGAUUCCAACUCCAUGCUCUUCACGCAGCACGAAGUGGCCAGUUUGCUGGAUAUAUCGGCUUUUCACUCUCCGACCUUCGACUCUCUCAGCUGUAAUGACAAUGAGGAGCUGGAGCAGCUGCAACUGGAAAUGAUGGAUCUGCGGCAAGAAGUCCGAAGGCUAAAGUCUCUCCUGAAAGAGGUGGAGACCAGCAAGAAGACAAUGGAAGAUGAGCUUCAGAGACUGAACCAGAAAGCACUGGGGUUCCUCUCCGAGAACCGGACGCUGCACAGCAAGCUGCAGAUGGCAGAGGUCGUGCAGAGACAGGCACACAGUGCAGAGCAGGACUAUGAGGAAGUGAUCCACUUGCUGGAAGCUGAAAUUGCAGAACUGAAGAUGCAGUUGGUGGGGAAGAAAGCAAAACACGUCUCUGAAAUAGAGGAGAACAUCCUGCAACUGAAAAGACAGUUGUCCCUGGCUGACGGCCAGUUACGAAAAUCAGAAGUCUCACGGAAGCGCCUGGAGAUCUGCAAUAGGAAACUGCUCCUGUUUGUGCAGGUGAAGUGCUGA